This is a messenger RNA of Neocloeon triangulifer, 1597 nucleotides long. RefSeq lists its product as uncharacterized. The coding region runs from base 100 to 828 and encodes 242 amino acids. The record is from RefSeq and is a predicted model, not a curated record. Lineage: Eukaryota; Metazoa; Arthropoda; Insecta; Ephemeroptera; Baetidae. The transcript has 5 exons.
AAAGUUGUGUUCUCUUUCUUUGAAUCUCAGCGUGCACCACGCACCACGCAUCUCACUCAGUCUUUGCAAGGGGUAAAUUAAUCACACGCACGCUUGAAGAUGACAAAAAUCAGCGGCCCUCCACCAAGAGGAUCAGACAGGCCUCCCAGGAAAUCAAACAAAGUGAAAAAAGUCAUCGAAAGGCCUCCGAGAACGAUGAUAACUCGAAGCAUGGCCCGGCUUAUUCCCCUCAUCUUUGCCGGCCCCUUGCAGUCGGUGAAGGUGCCAAAAAGCAUGGCCAGGAAAGCUCAAAUUGCUGAUCCAGCGGCAAGUCUUGCUCCUCUGCAGCUCGAGAAAAUACAAAAUAAUACUGAUACAACAACCCCCAUGAAUGCUGGACCAGUUGAGAACAUCCAUGCUGUGGACGAGGAGGCUGGUGCAGUUGUUGAGGAAAAAUUGAUUCAGGAAACUGCCAAAGGAGGAGAAAAUCUUGACGAUAUGUCGGAGGUUGUUACGUCCACCAGCACAAUGGAGCUAAUCUUGUCCGACUUUGAUAGUGUCAUAGGAGAGGGUAGUGCUGCCUCCAACUCUACUGAUACAACCACGGGCGAAGCUGGCGAGUCGCAAUACCAAAUCACCUCUGAUGAAAGUGUCGGUUUCGAGUCUGGAAGCAGCACUAAUUUUCAAAACGUUUCUGGCGCGUUCCAAAUUUUUGAGCAAAAUCUGGCUGAUCACUCCAAUGCUGAAUCUUUCACUGUUGAAGACCACAAGAGCACUGUGUCUGAUGAAGAGGCGGAAGGGGACACCAAAAACGCUGGCCCUUUGCGAAUUUUGAGUAAGUCCAUCUAGGAAAAGAAUGGGAAAGAAACAGAUUUUUUACAUUAAAUUAAAGAUAAUUUGUGUAACUUUUUACCAGGGAGGAGGUUGAAAUUUUGUAUUUGUCCUGAAUAAAAAUUUGUAUGAUUUAAAAACGUUUAAUGAUCAAUUAAGUGCAAAAUUUAAGUAAAUGAGAUGCAUAUUUUAUUGAGUUUUGAGAUCAAUUAUUUGAGGCAUAAUUUGUUUUUGUUUUUUAUCAUAAAUUUUAUCGAUUGUUAUUCUUUAUCAGCUCCAUGUGAAUCAAACUGAUCAUCUUUGUACUGUAAAUAUUUAAAAUAUGAUCAUUUUUCUAAUUUGUGGAACAUAGACCUAAAAAUAUUAAGAAAUAAUAGCAAUCUGUUUCACAACAUACCAAAUAAUGAACAAUAGGAAUUCCUACUAGUAAGGUUCUUUUUCAAGGAGGAGCAAUAAAGCAUUGGAUUUUUUAUUUGCAUUGAAAGUUUAAACUAAAUAAAAAUUAUGAAUUUUCUUAUUUCACAGAAGAAAAAGUUUUGUCUACAUUAUCUUUUCCUCUUUCAGCCAAUAUAACAUAAAAAAGGUAUGAUAAUAAAAUUUAGCUGGGCAAUGUUUCAAUUUUUCUAAUAUUAAUGUCUUGUUGAAGAUUUGGUUUUACAGCCUUUCUAGUUCUGCAACCUGCGCAGCACGGCUGCAUGGCGGGUGUACCUAAUACAGGAAUAAUUGAAAGUCUGCGCGUUGAAAAUUUAUGAUUUCUGUCUAAUUUAUUAACAACAUUAGUGAUGUA